Papaver somniferum (opium poppy) is the source of this 3809-nucleotide messenger RNA. Its product is annotated as MDIS1-interacting receptor like kinase 2-like. Gene Ontology annotation, biological process: protein phosphorylation. The transcript is spliced from 2 exons. Gene Ontology annotation, molecular function: protein binding; ATP binding; protein kinase activity. The record is from RefSeq and is a predicted model, not a curated record. Lineage: Eukaryota; Viridiplantae; Streptophyta; Magnoliopsida; Ranunculales; Papaveraceae. The coding region runs from base 30 to 3356 and encodes 1108 amino acids.
GAGUGAAAUUUACUAGUGCUAAUUCGUUAAUGGUGGCACUACUGCUGGUUUCAUUUUACAUAGUUGAUGUUGUUUCGUUUGAUUCAUCUUCUUCCAAUCAUUCUUCGUUAACUCGCAAAAUACAAUUACGGGUAGUGGUAGCAGAAGAAGUAGAAGCUCUAUUCAAGUGGAAAUCUAGUCUUAAUAUAUCUCACUCUUUGCUUAAUUCUUGGAAGAUAAAUUCUACUGCGAUUACAACGAGUCCGUGCAAGUGGUAUGGAAUCACUUGUAACAGCCAGGGAAGCAUCACGGAUUUGAAACUAAAAGGUUUGGGCAUUCAAGGUACACUCCUUAAUUUCAACUUUUCAUCUUUCGCCAACUUAUUUAGUAUCAACUUGCGGAACAACACAUUCUUCGGAUACAUACCCUUUCAGAUAAGUUACCUUUCGAAACUAGCCUACCUUGAUCUUUCUUACAAUAAUUUUUCUGGAUAUAUCCCACCAGAAAUAGGUUCCGCUACAAGUUUGCGCGGACUAGACAUUGGUUAUAAUCAAAUUAUUGGUUCAGUUCCUACUUCUUUGUGUAAUCUGACCAACCUGACCUAUCUACUCUUAUAUGAAAAUCAACUUUCUGGCGGAAUUCCACGUGAAAUCGGGAAGCUAGAGUCUCUUACUCAUCUUGAAUGGGAUUCAAACAAUCUCAUUGGUCCAAUUCCAAUUUCUUUAUACAACCUGACCAACUUAGAAACAUUAUACCUUGCACUCAAUCAAUUUUCCGGUAGUAUUUCUCGAGAAAUCGGAGGGCUAAGGUCUCUUACUGACUUCCAGUUAACAGGCAACAAUUUCACUGGUCCAAUUCCAACUUCUUUAUGCAAUCUGAGCAACCUAAACACUUUAUACCUUGAAAACAAUCAAUUUUCGGGUACCAUUCCUGGCGAAAUUGGAAGGCUAACGUUUCUUACCGAGUUUGAACUGGCAACAAAUAACUUCACCGGCUCAUUACCUGCUUCAUUAUGUAAUCUGAGCAAUCUAAAAAGUCUAAACCUUUUUGAAAACAAAUUUUCUGGCACCAUUCCUCGGGAACUCGGAAAGCUAAGGUCUCUUGUAAUCAUUGCAUUGUACACAAACAAUCUUGUAGGUCCGAUCCCUACUUCCAUAGGUAAUCUGAGCAAACUAAACAUUCUAUACCUCAAUGACAAUCAACUCUUCGGUGCCAUUCCGCCAGAAAUUGGUAAGCUGAGGUCUCUUACGGAACUUAUACUGUCCACAAACAACCUCAGUGGCCGAAUCCCAAACUCUUUAUGUUAUCUGAGCAACUUAAAUACACUUUCCCUUAUCGAAAAUAAACUUUCAGGUCCAAUUCCUCGAGAAAUCAGAAGGCUGAGUUCUCUUACUAUCUUAGAAUUAUCCACAAACAAUCUCACCGGUCGAAUUCCUACUUCUCUGUGCAAAUUGACUAGCUUAACAAGUCUACGUAUAUACGAAAAUCAACUUUCUGGUGCCAUUCCUGGCAAAAUCGGAAACAUGAGAGCUCUUAGUGACCUUGAGUUGGCCAGAAAUCAUCUAGUUGGUCCAAUCCCAAGUUCUAUAUGUAAUCUGAGCAACUUAACAAUUUUAUAUCUUUUUCAAAAUCAGCUCUCUGGUGUCAUUCCUCAAGAAAUCGGAAGGCUAACGUCUCUUGCAGACUUGGCACUACAGAAAAACAAUCUCGUCGGUCCGAUCCCUACUUCUUUAUGUCAUUCUACAUUUGGAACCUUAUCUUCCUUGCAAUAUCUCGACAUGUCAGAUAAUAAGCUCAUCGGACCGAUACCCAGACAACUCGGAGAAUGCUCAAAUUUGAUUUCUUUGAAUUUGAGUAGAAAUGGUUUCAAUGGACACAUUCCAUCUCAGAUUGGAAACUUGGAUUCAUUACAGUAUAAAUUGGAUCUCAGUCAAAAUGAGCUUGCAGGGGAGAUACCAUCCGAUCUUGGAAAAUUAAACAAAUUGGUAGAGCUAAAUCUAUCUCACAACAAGCUUUCGGGUUCAGUUCCGAACUCUUUUAGUGAAAUGCUUAGCUUGACCGUUGUUGAUAUUUCGUAUAACGAAUUAAGCGGUCCUAUUCCAAACAUCAAGGCUUUUACGAAUGCUUCAAUUGAUGCAUUGAGGAGCAAUCGAGGUUUAUGUGGUAAUCACUCUGGUGGUCUGAGACCAUGUAAUUCCUCGGUUACGAAUGCAAGACAGGAGGCCAACUCUGACAAACUUGCAGGCGUAAAAAUUCUAGUUCCAUUGUUCGGUUUAUUGUUCAUUUUUUUUGUAGUUCUUGCUUUUCUUUUUCGGUUCCGAAAAAGAUUAGGUAGAAAUGUCGAACAUCAAGAUGAAUCUAAAGCUACGAAUACUGGGAUAAAUCUAUUCUCGAUAUGGAAUUAUGAUGGGAAACUAGUGUUUGAAGAUAUACUUGAUGCAACAGAGAAUUUUGAUACCAAAUAUUGCAUCGGGACGGGAGGGUAUGGGAGUGUUUACAAGGCAGAGUUAUCGACAGGUCAGGUUGUUGCUGUGAAGAAACUUCACUUGUCAGGUGAAGAUUCUGAAAUAGUCGAUCUCAAGGCAUUUGAAAGCGAAGUGCAGGCCUUGACAGAAACUCGUCACCGGAACAUCGUGAAACUCUUUGGUUACUGUUCUAAUCUAGAACGAGGAAUUUCAUUCUUGGUGUACGAGUUUAUAGAAAGGGGAAGCUUGAAAAAUAUUUUAUUUGACGGAGAACUUGCAGCGGAGUUUGAUUGGGCAAAGAGAAUAAAAUUCAUAAAGGGAAUGGCUGAUGCACUUUCUUACAUGCACCAUGACUGCACACCAGCCAUAGUUCACAGGGACGUAACCAGCAACAAUGUUUUGUUGGAUUCAGAUUACGACGCACAUAUCUCUGAUUUCGGUACUGCGAGGAUUUUGAAGCCAGAUUCAUCCAAUUGGACUUCACUUGCUGGAACAUAUGGAUAUGUCGCUCCAGAGCUUGCCUAUACGAUGAAAGUAACGGAAAAAUGCGAUGUUUAUAGCUUUGGCGUGGUCAUGUUAGAAGUACUAAUGGGGAGGCAUCCAUCCGAUGUCAUUGCAUUACUCCCUCCUGCCCACCUACUGUUGUCUUUGGCUUCUAGUACUGUGGGACAAGAUGUAAGGUUGAAAGACAUCUUGGACAAGUGCAUUGAAGCACCAGGAGAUUUGGUGAAAAAGCAAAUAAUGUAUUUUGUGCAGGUUGGAUUUUCAUGCUUACGUAGUGAUCCUCGUACUCGGCCAACUAUGCAAGAAGUAUCGGCACAACUAUCAUUGUCAGCUCAGAGUAUGCAGUCUUUUGGGAAGCCCUUUGAGACUAUUACAUUGGGUGAACUACUGAUAGAUUCACAAGAAUGAUAUAUGUGUAACCAAGCUAUUUCUUGCAAAUUUAGGCCGUAUUUUCAUAUAUUUUCAGAUAUUUAUUCUAGAAAAUAAUAUCUACGCUGCAAAUAUAUAAAGUUCACAUGAAAAGAAAGAUAAAAAUAUUUUAAUUUUUUCAACAUAGAAACAAAAUUUGAGCAAGACAACUAAAUUUGAAUGGGACUCAAGUUGGUAUGCUGCUGAUGGACCUAAACUUGGAGACAGAUACCGCCGCAGACAACAGUUUAGCGCUUACGAAGCACUCAGAAAUUGGGAAAAAACGUUGUAAAGAUAAUUGUGUCUUUAGCAUUCGUCAAGACGGCGGAUAUUAUGGUGAUGGUAAAAGUAAAGAAGGCGAGAAGUAUUCAUUUCACAGGAUGUUUUCUUACAUAUACAAAAAGUGAAUACUUUUUAUUUUGUUAUUAGUCAAUAUUUAAAUCUUAGGUGUUA